This is a messenger RNA of Fraxinus pennsylvanica, 786 nucleotides long. Lineage: Eukaryota; Viridiplantae; Streptophyta; Magnoliopsida; Lamiales; Oleaceae. The record is from the annotation of a GenBank genome assembly.
AUGGGUUCAAUGGAGUCGUUGCUCUGCAUUGCUAGCAUCCUCUGUUUUCUGACUGCUGCUCACGCCAGAAUCCCCGGAGUUUACACCGGCGGCCCCUGGCAAGGCGCCCACGCCACAUUUUACGGCGGUAGCGACGCUUCCGGCACUAUGGGCGGUGCUUGUGGUUAUGGGAAUCUGUACAGCCAAGGGUACGGAGUGAACACUGCAGCACUUAGCACAGCUCUAUUCAACAAUGGUUUGAGCUGUGGAGCCUGCUUUGAGAUAAAAUGUGCUGCGGACCAGGAUCCCAAAUGGUGCAACCGCGGCAGCCCCUCAAUUUUGGUAACUGCCACGAAUUUCUGCCCACCAAACUUUGCUUUGCCUAAUGACAAUGGCGGGUGGUGCAACCCUCCUAGAACACACUUCGACCUUGCCAUGCCUAUGUUCCUCAAGAUCGCUGAAUACCGUGCCGGCAUUGUCCCUGUCAACUUCCGCCGGGUACCAUGCAGAAAGCACGGGGGGAUCAGGUUCACAAUCAACGGUUUCCGUUACUUCAACUUGGUUUUGGUCACUAACGUCGCGGGUGCUGGAGAUAUAGUGCGGGUUAGCAUCAAAGGUGCCAACACUCAAUGGAUGCCGAUGAGCCGUAACUGGGGACAAAACUGGCAAUCCAACGCAGUCCUUGUGGGUCAGGCCUUGUCGUUCAGGGUCACGGCUAGCGACCGUCGCUCAUCGACCUCUCGGAACAUUGCACCUCCCAAUUGGCAAUUUGGACAGACCUUCACUGGCAAGAAUUUCAGGGUUUAA